UACCACUUCGGCUGAUUGAUGGUGUGAACGCACGUUUUGAACGCUCAGCCCAGCGCCAACGGUGAUCGAUUGAAUUUUACGGCUUUUAACUAGAUCACGUUGCACGAUUUGGUCCCGGAGACCCCGGUUACGGUGUUAGGGUAGGAUAUCGGUUUUGUUCAAAACGGUCGGCUUUAUGGAAAUUCAGACACGUUCUUACUGUGAGUAGCGCGGCGAGUUCUUGUAGCAGAUCGGCUCGUAGAGAUUAUACCGUUGUGAUCGGCCCUCCGAAGUAGUGUAAUCUUGUGUUGAAGUGAAGGUGAAGUGGUGUGAUUAAAAAUAAUUUUGUGCGUGUUCAGAAGAGCUUUGUCGGUCACCAGUUUGCUAUUUGGCGUUAGGAUUGCCCUGAAAAGAAGACUUGUGUUGUGCGCAAAUUCCAAACCAUCUCACUUAUAGGUUGUUGAUAAACGUGUGCUACCGAAGUGGAAGGAAUAGAAAGCACGUGAAAGUACCGAAGCAGAAAGAAAAAAAAAACUUGCUGGCAAGAGAAGAUUUACCCAUAGCGAAGAAGGCAAAAACGUUCGCUGAAAAGUCAUUAGCAGUGCAUUUAACGAAAAUGUAGAAAAAGAUUUUCCGAUAUCUGUGAGUCAUUGAAGAAAACACUAAAGUGUGAGUUGUGAUUUAAAUUGCGUAUUUUGAAAAUUUCGUGAGUGUAUCGCUUCAGAAUAAGCAGGAUUCAUGCUGUUUGAGAAACAAUGAGCCGAAGAGAUAACAACGUAAGGAAGCUGUCUUUCCUGGGAUUCAAUACUAAGGAGACAACCAAUGAUGACCCCAACCACGUACAGUUGGACGAUGAAAUGGAAAAGGUGUUCGGAUCGGUCGGCUCCGAUAAGGAGCGGUUCGAACUGAAGCGCCUCAACGAUGAAGUACUGGUGGACAACUCGCCGCUAAAGUACGACGAAUCGCACCGAUCCGUGGAUAAUCGGCCACUACUUCCCUCGGCGAGUCAUCGUCCCAUGGAUAACUCUCCCGGCGAGGGAGACGGUGGUGGAGGAGGAGGUCCGAGCAGUGGAUUGCAGGACAAUGGCUCCCCGCCGACAACCACGCCGACGAGUCCAAUCUCGCUUUCUUCCAAGAGCGAAACGACCACCAAACCAUCCAACGAUACCACGCUGGCGGAUAAUACGUCCAAUGAUUUCAGCGAAGCCGUACAUGAUGAACCGGUGGUGGAUCAGGGCAUGCUGCAGGGCGAACAGUGGGAUGCGAGCGCCCGAAGAAACGUCCAUUUCGACAGUAAGGACCGGCCGCCACAGUUUGAGGGGCUUCAAAUUGAAGAUAGCAACGAGGAACGUCGGCGUCGUACAGAGCGCCAUCAUCCUCAUAAGUCGAGGAAGUUCUCCCUACAAGAGUACCACCCGGAGUGGAGGCGUCAGAGUGGAGCGGAGGGAGGUAAUACCACCACCCGAAGGGUUUCCGUUCAACCUGAGGAUGCAACGUUACAGGAGGCCGACAUAGACGAGUUAACCUCUCACCGUUCCGAUGACCCUCGAGCAAUGCGUCGCCAUAAAGUGAGCGCCCAAUCGCAAACCCAGGGCGGCCCAUCCAUAGUCAACAUCAACCGCAAGGAAGGUGACAAGUUACAGCAUCUUCUUCCAUCAAACAAGUUCAAGAAAAUGUACGAUCACAGCCCGCAUGAGGUGUUUGUCCAGCUCGACGAACUCAGCGGAUCGGGUGAAGACCGCGAAUGGAAGGAAACGGCCCGUUGGAUCAAGUAUGAGGAAGACGUGGAGGAAGGAGCCGAUCGUUGGGGUCGUCCGCACGUGGCCUCGCUGUCGUUCCAUUCACUGUUGAAUCUACGCCGCUGUCUCGAAACUGGUGUUGUGCUAAUGGACCUUGAGGAAAAGGACCUGCCCUCGGUCGCAUACCGGAUUGUGGAACAGAUGGUUAUCGAUGAGCUGAUCCACGAGGAUGAUAAACCAACGAUUAUGCGAGCCCUCUUGCUCAGACAUCGUCACGUCAACGAGCACUCACACGGUGGCUUUCAUUUCGGUCCGAAACGAAAGUACAGCAGCUACAGUAGUUUACAGUCGCUAUCCUCACGAGCCGAGGAUGGCAACGGUGAGGUAAUUGUUGGCGUACGAAGACUUAACUCGUUCGUAAGUCCUACGCAAAGCUAUACCCUUAGCCCUCCCUCAUUGCAUCAUCCCAACUUUAGUCCUAGCUUAGCAACUAAACAGCAACAAAAGCAGCGCCAUGCGGUCCAGCGACAACCGAGCAAUGGAAGUACCUCGGGUGGAAGCGUUCACCAGCAUCCUCAAUACCAGCCGCAUCAACGCCACAGGCGGACUGAAAGUCAGGACAGUAGCUGCGCUAUACCGGUGGCCAUUACCACGGUUACCAGUGCCGUUGGUAUGCGGCGCAAUAACUCACCUAUCGCACUGACAGUUGUAAAUAAAAGCGUAGACGACAAGAAGCCUCGGAUCGUACCAUCCAGUGAAAUCAACGGCCAUGGUCAUGGUGAAACGAAAAUCAACAUGCACGAGGAAACGUACACCUCAUCGCAGGAGGACAUCAAAAUGCGCGUGCAGAAGGAAUCGAUCCUGAAGCGUAUUCCGGAGGGCGCUGAAGCUACCACUGUGCUUGUUGGUUCGGUCGAUUUCCUCGAGCAGCCGACCAUUGCGUUUGUUCGGUUGGCAGAAGGUAUCCCGAUGCCUAGUAUAACGGAGGUGCCGAUUCCCGUGCGUUUCCUGUUCAUUCUUUUGGGACCAAAGACUGCCGAACUGGAUUACCAUGAAGUGGGUCGGUCGAUUGCCACACUCAUGUCCAACGAGCAUUUCCAUGAUAUUGCUUACAGGGCAGAUGAUAGGAAGGACCUGCUGUCAGCUAUCAAUGAAUUUCUGGAUGAUUCGAUUGUGCUACCACCGGGCAAGUGGGAACGACAGGCGUUGCUACCGUUCGAUGAGCUUAAAGCCAAAAGUGAUAUGAUUCGAUUGAGAAAGAAGAAGGCAAUCGACGAAAAGAUUAAGAACAAACAGCCGCUACUGACCAGUGAAGAGGAGAAGAAACUUCUAGCGGCAGCCGAUGGAGAUGGGAAGAAGCCUAAGAAGAAUCCUUUGGAAAAGACCAAUCGUUUGUGGGGAGGCCUAAUUAAUGAUAUUAAGCGACGAUAUCCGAUGUACAAGAGUGAUAUUAAGGAUGGAUUGAAUACGGAAACCUUAGCGGCUACUAUAUUCAUGUAUUUUGCUGCUCUGUCAACGGCCAUCACCUUCGGUGGUCUAGCAUCGGCUAAGACACAAAACUUGAUUGGGAUCUCUGAAACGCUGGUAUCUGCCUCGAUGGUUGGACUUGUGUUUCAUGUGUUUUCUGGUCAACCUUUGGUUAUCAUCGGUACCACCGGUCCACUGCUGCUGUUCGAUGAAGCACUCAAUCAGUUCUGUAUUCAGAACGACUUCGAAUUCUUGACAGUGAGAGUCUACGUAGGAGUUUGGUUAGCAAUCAUCGCUCUGGCUGUGUCUGCCUUCGAAGGUAGUGUUUACGUACGACUAUUCACUCGAUUCACUCAAGAAAUCUUCUCCGCUUUGAUCACAUUGAUCUAUAUAGUUGAAACUGUAAUGAAGCUGGUCGACUCCUAUGCUCGGCAUCCUCUCUUGGCUGAAUACCAGUACAAAAAUGUUACAAUUACUCCUGCACCACUACUCGAAACCGAUUCCAACUCAACAGUUGAUACUUCAGUUGGCCUACUGGCAGAAAGCCUCACGGCAGUUGCAAACUUCACCGCUGCCCCGUUGUCAGAUAACUUGCUCAUUCCAAGCGAUUCCAUUGGACCCCUGAAUCAACCGAACACCGCCUUAUUCUGCACAAUUCUGACGUUGGGAACAUUCUCGCUAGCCUACUAUCUUAAAUUGUUCAGAAAUUCACACUUCUUGGGACGCAACGCUCGACGUGCCCUUGGUGAUUUCGGUGUGCCAAUCUCUAUUGCCAUCUUCGUUUUAGUCGAUUAUAUGAUUCCACAAGUUUACACCGAGAAGCUGAGUGUUCCGGAGGGCCUUUCGCCAAGUGAUGAAACUCGCCGCGGUUGGAUCAUUCCUCUAGGAGGAGUUCCCGGUUGGAUGCCCUUCGUAGCUGGCAUUCCAGCGUUGUUGGUGUACAUCCUUAUCUUCAUGGAAACCCACAUUUCCGAAUUGAUUGUGGACAAACCGGAGCGUGGUUUGAAGAAGGGAUCUGGCCUGCACAUGGAUAUCGUGCUACUCUGCUUCCUGAAUACAGUUUGUGGAUUCUUUGGAAUGCCAUGGCACUGUGCCGCUACUGUUCGAUCGGUUACACACGUGUCCGCAGUGACAAUCAUGUCCAGAACGCACGCUCCAGGUGAAUCUCCUCACAUUACGGACGUGAAGGAGCAGCGUAUCUCCGGAUUUUUCGUUUCCCUCAUGGUGGGUCUUUCGGUUACGAUGGCACCAAUUCUGCGACUUAUUCCCAUGUCCGUGCUGUUCGGUGUGUUCCUGUACAUGGGUAUCGCAUCCAUGAGUGGCGUUCAAUUCUUCGAAAGGUUGCGACUGUUCUUCAUGCCUGUGAAGCAUCAUCCACAGGUGCCGUUUGUGCGUCGGGUACCUUCCUGGAAGAUGCACAUCUUUACCGUGGUGCAGGUUCUUGCCUUGGCCAUGCUGUGGGCUGUUAAAUCGUCGUCCAUCUCGCUGGCGUUCCCAUUCUUCCUCAUCAUGAUGGUACCAAUCCGGAAGCAGAUGGAGAGACUAUAUAGUCCUCUGGAACUCAGAGCGUUGGACGGCAGUCAACCGAACGAAGGAGCAGAGGACGAACCUGACUUCUAUGAACAAGCGCCAAUUCCUGCUUAGAAAUCUACAGGACAUAGCAUUAGGAGGAAAGUGCAACAAAAAAGCAAAAUACCCCUUUAAAUAAACCCUAGCUGUAUUGUGUAUUGAUUUUGUUCUGUUUGUUAUAUUUGACCAUGUGCAAAAAAACACAUUCGACACAUUGUUUCACUUAUUUACAUCUUGUAUGGUAGAAUUAGUGAAAACUUAUAGAGGAAUAUCGAUUCGUCCAUGCAUAUUAUACAUUGUUUACAUAACAGCUCGAUCGGACGAAACUUCUAUGAAGUACAAUAAUGUUUUGUUAAUUGUUUACCAGUUACACAUCAUACACACAAAUUAUGUGAACGAGCGUUCAGAGUCUAUACAUAUAUUUUUCUAUGAAUACUUUUUAUUAGGGACACGACUAGGAUAACACCAUUGGCUAGAAACAGUAAAUUUGAAAAUUAAAUGAAUAACUCCUAUUUUGUCCUAAAUUUUCCCUUUUAAUGAAAUUCACACAAAAAAAAAAGAAAUCAAAGUUAGGCUACAUGAAACAGAAAAUUUGAAAUAAUACAUACACCUACAAUUAUAAAGAGUAAAGAUUCAUUCAUCAUAGAUUAUAUCCCUUUAAUUCAGGAAAAAAAAACAUAAAAAGAUAAAAUAUAGAAGUAUCGAAACGUGAAUAUUGCAACAUUGUAGAAGACAUACUUAGUAAAAAAUCUGAAAGAAUGUGCAACAAUCUGUGAUCAGUAUUACUUACAAGUGUAGAAACAAAAAAAUACACUUAAAACCAACGCCCCUGUACAACAAAAAGAAACCUUUAUGAUUUCGGAACUAAAAACACAACACCCACACAAAGCAUGUAACGAAAUGGUGCAAAUGACAAGGAAAAAGAGAUGCUUACUUGAGAAAAGAAAUCAGGAACUGUAGCAGGAAAGUGAACUCAUUACAAGGAACGAAACAGAGAAUAGAGAAAAGUAUUUUUGAUAUUUAUGGGAAAUCUGCUCUUAGAGCAGCCUAAGGAAGAAAUCAAAUACAAGCACAUAA
Molecule: messenger RNA, 5831 nt
Organism: Ochlerotatus camptorhynchus
Lineage: Eukaryota; Metazoa; Arthropoda; Insecta; Diptera; Culicidae
Gene: Ae2
Product: Anion exchanger 2
Exons: 12
Coding region: 735-4829 (1364 amino acids)
Biological process (GO): regulation of intracellular pH; monoatomic anion transport; transmembrane transport
Cellular component (GO): plasma membrane
Molecular function (GO): monoatomic anion transmembrane transporter activity; solute:inorganic anion antiporter activity
Source: RefSeq, a predicted model, not a curated record